AUUGAGAACUAAUUUCUUCUGAGACGACCCCCAUUUGCCCUAAAAGCUAAGAAUCAGAGAGAGACCCAAACAUCGUCGUCUCAGUUCGAUCGAUUAGAAAUGGGAAAGCAGCCGGUGAGGAUGAAGGCGGUGGUGUACGCGCUCUCGCCGUUCCAGCAGAAGGUGAUGACUGGGCUGUGGAAGGACCUGCCCGGCAAGAUCCAACACAAGGUCUCCGAGAGCUGGCUCGGCGCCGUCCUCCUCCUCGGCCCCGUCGUCAGCACCUACACGUAUGUGCAAUAUUACCAGGAGAAAGAGAAGUUGGCGCACCGUUAUUAAAGUGCAUAGAUGGGCAUCCACUAUGCAGUAUAGCUCCACAUCCUUUAGCUGCAACUUUGAUGAAGUUGUGUGUCAUGAUAAGACUUUGUUAUUUGGAGUUACCAGAUUUGAGUUACUGGGAAUUUUGAACAAUGUUUGGGUUGUAAUUCUUCUUGAAAUAAAUUUGUGAAUUGUGUCAUCAAA
Molecule: messenger RNA, 501 nt
Organism: Alnus glutinosa
Lineage: Eukaryota; Viridiplantae; Streptophyta; Magnoliopsida; Fagales; Betulaceae
Product: cytochrome b-c1 complex subunit 8-like
Exons: 2
Coding region: 100-318 (72 amino acids)
Biological process (GO): mitochondrial electron transport, ubiquinol to cytochrome c
Source: RefSeq, a predicted model, not a curated record